Dromaius novaehollandiae (emu) is the source of this 1078-nucleotide messenger RNA. RefSeq names its product spermidine/spermine N1-acetyltransferase 1 (gene SAT1). Gene Ontology annotation, molecular function: spermidine binding; diamine N-acetyltransferase activity. Lineage: Eukaryota; Metazoa; Chordata; Aves; Casuariiformes; Dromaiidae. The record is from RefSeq and is a predicted model, not a curated record. The transcript is spliced from 6 exons. The coding region runs from base 217 to 732 and encodes 171 amino acids.
GCGCCGGAGCGUUUUGCUGCAUAGUUCACGUUGGGGACACUGCGGUAUUCGGACGGGAGUCGCCUGCCUGCUCAGCGCCGCCGGGACAUGCUCGCAGCCUGACUGACCGCAGGUGGCCGCCGCGCCCGGGACACGAAUGAAGAAGCAGUUGCUCCUCCUGUUCACACAUCGGGGACUCGUCAGCCGAGGGAGUCGCAGGGGGAAACGCCGCCGAAAAUGGCUUCAUUCCGCAUCCGCGCCGCGCGACCUGAGGACUGCCCCGACCUGCUGCGACUGAUAAAGGAACUAGCGAAAUACGAGGACAUGGAGGACCAAGUGGUGUUAACUGAGAAAGAGCUGCUCGAGGAUGGUUUUGGCGAGCAUCCUUUCUACCACUGUCUUGUUGCAGAGGUGCCAAAAGAACAGUGGUCGUCUGAAGAACACAGCAUUGUGGGCUUUGCCAUGUACUAUUUCACUUAUGAUCCAUGGAUUGGAAAACUGCUGUAUCUUGAAGAUUUCUAUGUUAUGGCUGAGUACAGAGGACUUGGCAUUGGGUCAGAAAUUCUGAAGAACUUGAGUCAGCUUGCUGUCAAGUGCCGCUGCAGCAGUAUGCACUUCCUCGUUGCAGAGUGGAACGAGCCUUCCAUCAGGUUCUACAAGAGAAGAGGUGCCUCCGAUCUGUCCACUGAGGAGGGUUGGAGGCUCUUCAAAAUUGACAAAAAACAUCUCUUGAAGAUGGCAACAGAAGAGUGAGAGAUGAAUCCAGCAAAUAAAUUCUUUCUAUGAAUAUAUACUCUCUAUGAAUAAACUCCCUCUUGCUUUCUGUGUACAGUUUGUAGUGGAAUAAAGUAGCAUGGAUGCUAAUAAUGUAAAUGCUUUGCAAGUGUGGUUAGAGUAAUUGGUACUGUGAUCUUGAAUUGAGGCAUCUGUGAAGCUGAAAAUGUGCUUGUAUGCAUCCUUAACCAGUGUGGGCUUGUUAUCUUUGAAAUGUGUAUGAAAACUUCAUUCUUGUAAGUGUCAUUCAAAUGUGUACAAUGUACACACUGGUAGGGUUUGUUUUAAGUAUUUCCUUUUAUAAAAAUAAAUAGUUUUCACUUCA